Messenger RNA from Nematostella vectensis (starlet sea anemone), 1334 nucleotides. RefSeq names its product procathepsin L. The record is from RefSeq and is a predicted model, not a curated record. Gene Ontology annotation, cellular component: lysosome. Bases 50 to 1030 code for a protein of 326 amino acids. The transcript is spliced from 5 exons. Gene Ontology annotation, molecular function: cysteine-type endopeptidase activity. Lineage: Eukaryota; Metazoa; Cnidaria; Anthozoa; Actiniaria; Edwardsiidae.
UGGAAUAUCCACAUUCAUUUGGCUUCAAAUCACAAACCAACAGGCAAAAAUGAAGGUUUUCUUGGUGCUGUGUGUGCUGGUCGCCUCCUCGCGGGGAUGGAGUGUGCGUUUUGGUCAGGAUAGCGAGUGGGUAGCAUGGAAGUCGUAUCACGGGAAGAGUUACUCAGAUGUGCAUGAAGAGAGAACGAGAAUGGCUAUUUGGCAACAGAAUCUUGAGAAAAUCAAGCGCCAUAACGCUGAGGAUCACUCGUACAAGAUGGCUAUGAAUCACUUGGGGGACUUGACAGAGGACGAGUUCCGAUACUUCUACCUCGGGGUGCGCGCGCACCACAACAGCACCAAGAGGGGCUGGGCCACCUACAUGCCGCCUAGCAACGUGAAGAUCCCCAGCUCUGUGGAUUGGAGUCAGAAGGGCUACGUCACUGGUGUCAAGAAUCAAGGUCAGUGUGGAUCGUGCUGGGCCUUCAGUACCACCGGAUCCGUGGAGGGACAGCACUUCAGGAAAACAGGAAGUCUUGUCUCUCUCAGCGAGCAGAACCUGAUAGACUGCUCCGGUAGCUAUGGCAACAACGGUUGCCAGGGUGGAUUGAUGGACAACGCAUUCCGCUACAUCGAAUCGAAUGGAGGCAUCGACACGGAAUCUAGUUACCCGUAUUUGGGUCAACAGGGAAGCUGCCACUUCAGCUCAAGCCAUGUGGGAGCAAGAGUUACUGGUUACCAGGAUAUCCCACAAGGCAGUGAGCAGGCGCUCCAGUCAGCGGUGGCCACAGUAGGCCCAGUCUCCGUGGCCGUGGAUGCUAGUCAAUGGCAGUUUUACUCGAGUGGCGUAUAUGAUAACCCUUACUGCAGCAGCACCAAACUGGACCACGGCGUCCUUGUGAUCGGGUAUGGGAACUACAAUGGUCAGGACUACUGGCUGGUCAAAAACUCCUGGGGGUACUCCUGGGGCGUGGAGGGCUACAUCAUGAUGUCAAGGAACAAGAACAACCAGUGCGGUAUUGCUUCCUCUGCCAGUUACCCUCUCGUCUGAUUGGCUGGAUAGAUACCUUGCUCUCUCGUGAUUGGCCGGAUAGAUACCAUGCGUUCAUCUGAUUGACUGAAUGAUAGCACACUCUCGUCUGAUUGGCUGAUUGAUUCUAUGCAAUCGUAUGAUUGGUUUGUUCAAUACUAUGCGCUCGUUUGAUCGGAAGUUUAGCUGAGAGCGCUUCACUAACCAUUUAUCUACUCAUUUUGUUAUCUCGCCGCUUCGUUGUUAAGAUAGACUUAGAAUAGACAGAAAAUGUUUCUGUAUUUGUAGUUUGCUUGAAAUAAAAGUAGGUACAUUACAAGCGCAA